GUACCCACCAGGGUAAACAACCAAGCAAAGCUUACCCCAACCACAAAACCCUAAACCCACAAAGGGUGAAAAAAAACCAAAACCAAAACCAAAAUGGGUGGUUUGGAGAGAGUUCUGGGGAGCUCGAAGGCAGAGCAGAAACGCAUAGAGAAGCAGAAGAAGAAGGCCAAGUCCGGUGGCUUCGAGUCCUUGAAUCUCAGUCCCGAUGUCUACAGAGGAAUCAAGCGCAAGGGCUACAAAGUCCCCACCCCAAUUCAGCGCAAGACCAUGCCUAUCAUUCUCUCCGGCUCCGAUGUCGUCGCCAUGGCCCGAACCGGUUCCGGCAAAACCGCAGCCUUCCUCGUCCCCAUGCUCGAGCGUCUCCGGCAACACGUUCCCCAGGGCGGAGUCAGGGCUCUCAUCUUGUCUCCCACCAGAGACUUGGCUCUCCAGACCUUGAAGUUCGCCCAGGAACUCGGCCGCUUCACUGAUCUUCGUAUUAGUUUACUAGUUGGUGGUGAUAGCAUGGAGAGCCAGUUUGAAGAAUUAUCACAGAGUCCUGAUAUCAUAAUUGCAACUCCCGGUAGGCUCAUGCAUCAUCUGUCUGAGGUUGACGACAUGUCAUUGCGUACAGUGGAAUAUGUUGUUUUUGAUGAAGCAGAUUCUCUUUUUGGUAUGGGUUUUGCUGAGCAGUUGCAUCAGAUUCUUGUGCAGCUGAGUGAGAACCGCCAGACUUUGCUUUUCAGUGCCACAUUACCUAGUGCCCUUGCUGAGUUUGCCAAGGCUGGUCUGCGAGACCCUCAGCUUGUGCGACUUGAUUUGGAAACUAAAAUUAGCCCUGACCUCAAGCUUGCCUUUUUCACGGUACGACACGAAGAAAAACAUGCAGCAUUAUUGUAUUUGAUAAGAGAGCAAAUUACUUCCGAUCAGCAGACAUUGAUAUUUGUGUCCACAAAACAUCAUGUGGAGUUUCUCAAUACUUUGUUUAGAGAAGAGGGAAUUGAGCCUUCUGUAUGUUAUGGUGAUAUGGAUCAAGAUGCUCGCAAAAUUCACAUAUCAAGGUUUAGGGCAAGAAAGACUAUGUUGCUGAUUGUGACAGAUGUUGCUGCUAGGGGCAUUGACAUUCCGUUGCUUGACAAUGUCAUUAACUGGGAUUUUCCCCCAAAACCUAAAAUUUUUGUCCAUAGAGUAGGACGAGCUGCAAGAGCCGGUCGGACUGGUACUGCAUUUUCUUUUUUGACAUCUGAGGAUAUGCCAUACCUUUUAGAUCUUCAUCUAUUUCUCUCAAAACCUGUCAGACCUGCACCCUCAGAAGAGGAGGUUUUGCGAGAUAUGGAUGGAGUAAUAUCCAAGAUUGAUCAAGCAGGUGCAAAUGGAGAAACAAUCUAUGGGCGUUUCCCUCAGACAGUUAUUGAUCUUGUUUCAGACAGAGUUAGGGAAAUAAUUGAUUCUUCAGCAGACCUGUAUGCCAUGCAGAAAACAUGUACAAAUGCUUUUCGCUUGUAUUCCAAGACAAAACCCUUACCUUCAAAGGAGUCCAUUAAAAGAGCAAAGGAUUUACCCCGUGAAGGAUUGCACCCAAUAUUCAGAAAUGUGCUGGGAGGUGGAGACUUAAUGGCAUUGGCAUUUUCUGAACGCUUGAAAAUGUUCAGACCCAAGCAAACCAUUUUGGAAGCUGAAGGCGAAGCUGCUAAAUCAAAGCGUCUGCAGGGUCCUUCUAGACAAUGGGUUGAUGUAAUGAAGAAAAAAAGAGCUAUUCAUGAAGAGAUCAUUAAUUUGGUACAUCAGAAACAUUCUACCAAUCACGUGGAUGAGGAAUUUGAUCCUGAAAUCACUUCUUCCAAGGAGGAGAAAAAAGAAGUUUGUGGGUCUAAGAGAAAGGCAAAGAGCUUCAAAGAUGAGGAGUACUUUAUCAGUUCGGUACCAACAAAUCAUCAUAUGGAAGCAGGACUUGCAGUGAGAGCUAACCAGGACUUUGGAUCAAAUAGGUUGGAAUCUGCUGUCCUAGAUCUAGUUGCUGAUGAUGGUGCGGGAAUGAAGAAACAGAAAUCUCAGUAUCAUUGGGACAAGAGGAGUAAAAAGUAUAUCAAGCUAAACAAUGGUGAUCGUGUUACAGCUAGUGGAAAGAUAAAGACAGAGAGUGGUGCUAAAGUUAAAGCUAAUAAAACUGGGAUAUACAAGAAAUGGAAGCAACAGUCACACAAUAAAGUAUCUCUUAGAGGAGCCAAUAGUGAAGGGAAUGCUGAGGGAUCCACAAGCAUGUCAGGAGAUCGUAGAUCACAAGGAAAUAGUAGGAACUUUAGAGGAGGCAAGAAGCAGCAUCACGUGCCUAAUGCUCAUGUACGUUCAGAAAUUAAAGAUCUAGAACAAGUUCGGAAGGAGAGGCAGAAAAAGGCAAACAAGAUCUCCUUCAUGAAGAGCAAAUCUAGUAAGGGUAAGAAAUUUAAUGGAAAUGGAAAAGGAAAAGGAAAAGGAAAAAGAGGAAAGGGGAGGAACUAAAGAGUUGCUGAAGGUGAUUAUUUUGUGUGUUUUGGAAAUCACAGUGCUUUCAGAUGAUGAUUUUACAUACACAUAUAGCAAGCAGAGCCUGGAUAGGGGCCCGGAAAAUUUUGACAGCCAAUUUAUGUUCUGUAGCUUUAUAUUUUUGACCUUAUGGCUCAAAAACUACCCUUUAAAUAUAAUUAGUAAAAUGCAUUUAUCUAAGUGCACAUCUUUCUUUCGCCCA
Molecule: messenger RNA, 2704 nt
Organism: Quercus lobata
Lineage: Eukaryota; Viridiplantae; Streptophyta; Magnoliopsida; Fagales; Fagaceae
Product: putative DEAD-box ATP-dependent RNA helicase 29
Exons: 11
Coding region: 94-2478 (794 amino acids)
Cellular component (GO): cytosol; nucleus
Molecular function (GO): ATP binding; RNA binding; RNA helicase activity
Source: RefSeq, a predicted model, not a curated record